Molecule: messenger RNA, 213 nt
Organism: Rangifer tarandus platyrhynchus (Svalbard reindeer)
Lineage: Eukaryota; Metazoa; Chordata; Mammalia; Artiodactyla; Cervidae
Source: the annotation of a GenBank genome assembly
AUGAGCCCUGUGCUGUCAGAGCUCCUGAGAGAGCUUCCAGGCUGGUUCCUGUUCUCUGGCAUCUUCCUGCCUGUGACUUUGCUGCUGCUCCUUCUCAUCGCCUACUUCAGGAUCAAGCUGAUGGAGGCGAAUGAAGAACUGUCACAGACUCCUGAUCACCAACACAGUCUCAGCGCUAGCUCUUCCCCCUGCCAGAGAAAGAAGCGGACGUGA